GUGAGGCAGCAACUAGCAGAUGGUCGCGCGCUUCUUGCUGCGGUUCUUUGACCUCGGUCGCGCAGGUUCUUGCACUUUGGCGGCGCAGCAAGCAGUUUUGUUAUUUUGCGCUCCAGCGUUCGGAUUGGACUUGGAGGGUAGUUUGAGCAACGGAGGAGCCGCGCAUACCUCUUCGCAGAAUGGAAAGCCCAACGCUUCACUGCUGCAAGAGAGCGAGAUACCAGGGGCGCCUUCCCACGGUGAUGCCGGUCCGAGCUCAGCGUCGGGAGAGCUAGCCGCCACGAGCAGAAGUAGAAAAGAUCAGGAUCUCCUCGAUGUCCCAGCAUCGCCACAGGCUGAGCACGUCGCCCUUGGCCAAGACGCCGAGUUCAACUUCUCUUCACCGAGCGACGAAGCAGACGCAGAGGAGGAUGAAAGCGUCAUUGGUGCGGCUCAUGAGGCUGCCUCCAUGUUGGCCCCCGCAGGUGGUGGACGAGAAAAAACGAAGAGCAGUGAGCGAUCAUCUCCUUCGUCUUUCGCGGCGAAGACGACCGGCGCAGCAGCGCUUGCGACUGCUCUGGGAAGUGGCCAGCUUGAUGUUCCACCACCAGAUGGCGAUCAUCCGCCGGAGAGCACCGCCAGCAGUACUCGAUCACUUCUGGAGGAAGAAGGCGAUGUGGUGGCUGAGGCGGAGCGCGCUUCUUUUUCUCGUGCGCCAGAUGGAGCGAUGAAGACCAUGGGGAACGACGACCCUUCCUUCGAGGCGAUGAAGCGAGAGUUGCGUGGUUUGAUGCUGCAAGACUUGAGGCGAGAGUUGAAGGAAGAGGUGAGGAAGGAAAUGGCUGGGCAGGACCUUCAGAACCGGGAGGAGAUCGCGAGGCUUUCCCGGGAGAAUGCGGCGCUGAAAGCAAGAGCGGAGUCUUUUGAGGACGAGACGUGGCGUUCGUUCCAGCGACUUCGCUGGGGCGGGGCCGCUGUGUAUCACAUGCUUCGAUUUCUUCUGUGGGUGUUCAUCGGCACGGCGCGGAGCAACCAGCAGAUCACGUUUGUACUGCUCUCGUUCGGAUACAUAUUCGUCUGGAUUGCUUCCGCCGCGCCGUGGUACUUGGUAAUGUUCGCUAGUGUAGAAACGCGCCGUCGGUACUUUUCGCGGGGCCAAGCAAGUAAUCGCAGUCGCGGGCAAUCCUCCGAAAUUCACCCGGCAGAGGACCACCUGCGCGCCGGGACAGAAGGGACGACGCAGCUGCAGGGAUCCGAGAGUGGAUCGUUGCUUGCGAUUGCUAGUGAAGUUUCUGAUGGUGGUGCUGGAGGAGAGGACGGGACAAACCAGGGGCGUGAGCAGGAACAGCUUCUAGCCAAGCAUGCCGAGUCCGAAGCAGGUGACAAGACGGACGAGGGGCAGGAGGAUUCAGACGACCCGCUUCCAAAUGAUUUCGCGCAGGCUGGGACCCUCUCUUGCGUGUGUCAGCGGCGCGAUUCCGCAGAGGGGCUCAUUUUCACGCUCUGUGUGGUGCUGUACAUGAUGAGCUCCUUGUUAGCGGUGCCUUCAUUCGAGGCCUACCCGGCGUGGUGCAAGUGGCGAGACGUGGAUGCGCUUUUGCAGGGCAACCCGGGGCUCCCGCGCAUGCAAAACUGGAAGGAAGUGUCCGCUCGGGCAGUCUGGCACGUGUUUCCGAUUUUCUGCUUCGUUAGUGUGGCCGUUUUGCCUUCGACCACCGAUGAGGUCGCAAAACUCAAGGUUGCACGCGCAACGCUUCUCACCAUUCUGCAUGGAGUAGGUGCAUUUUUGGGCUCAGUGACGCUCCUGAUCUUCGAAUCGGUGCAACUCUUCUGGGGCGAAAACGUGCCGCUCAGCUACUUGCUCGUGAUUUUUAAUUCGCGGGUGCCUACCAAUUUCGACUUCUGGUCCACUGAUGCGCAAGAUGCCUCUUCGUUCGGCGGUCUGGAUUUUAUGGAGCCCCAUGCCUGGCACGGCGGCUGCAUCGAUUACGAAGCGGAGCCCAUCCCCUGGAAUCGGUGGGCUUACGUGCGUCUGGUAGUGCUGGUCGCCGCUUGGGUGCUGGGGUUUCUCUUCUUGUCUUGUAUGUUUCUGCUUUCUGUCUUGGAUGCACCAGGUGCACCAGCGAAGGAUGUUGUCCGGGGUUUGUCUCUGCUCCGGACACUGAAGGUGCGGCUGCGGACAAAAAAACGGAUGGCCCGGGCGACUUUCAGUUUCGAAAUCCUUUUUAUGUACUGUUUGUUUGCCCUGCCGCUGCUCAGCGCCUACUCUCGCCUCCACGAUCUGAGUUCCGGCUGCUUUCUGCGAGCUAACAACACCUCUUGCACGAAUUGGGUCGACGAGUUUCUUGCCCCCGUCACUUUCCAUCGCAUGCUGGAUUUUGUGCCCCCGGAAAAGCUGUACCUUCGCGGGGAGACGCGGGAAGAGCGAGAAAAGAUGACUCGUUUGUCGUAUUUCGACUUUGCCGCCUGGCCCGCAGCCGCCUUCGAAACAUUCACUGCGAACACGGGCCCAUCUCUUCGCAUUUUUGCGUACCAGGACUUGGCUACGGAGCUAAAAUUGAAUCCGCACAACGCAAAAUUGUUGCAGCAGACGUUUCGUCCCUCGACACGGCCCGGCAAAAAACCCACUCUGUCCACCCUGGUCGACCGUGAAAAAGUGGCCAUCCGCGAAGGCGAAUUCGCUGAGAAGAUGGCCCACUUCGCAAAACUUGAAGAGAUUAAGCGCAGAAAUAACAACGCUGAAACAUAUCGGAAUAUCAACCUGGACGAGGUUCGUUUUCACGGCAGGAGAGGUUUACAGAUGGUGAACAACUCGGCGUGGAACACGACUCGUACAACGGGUGCCGCGCCGCCUGCUCUAACGCCUGCACCGGAGUCAGCAUCUUGAGCUGUUACUUCAGUAUUUCUGCCUCACAAUCCCAAAGAAUGAAAAGACUAGUAGUAAGACACGUUAAAAGAACAGCAACAGCUUCAUCAAGGUCGAAAUCGCGUUAGGCUUGUAAAAACUGUAGUCCGCGUUCGGGCAAUG
Molecule: messenger RNA, 3007 nt
Organism: Amoebophrya sp. A120
Lineage: Eukaryota; Dinophyceae; Syndiniales; Amoebophryaceae
Source: the annotation of a GenBank genome assembly